AUGGCCUCACGGGUAAAAGAAUUCUACUCGAAACCCUUGUCGGAGGCUCGGGUUAAAGAACGAACCGAAGAUCGGCAACUACUUCAGCGGGACCAGCUGCCUUUACAACGAGCAGAGCAAACCGAUUUCUCGAUAUUGACCCUCUUGAGUCCCUUUCAGUCGCAUGUUCGACCAUACUCCUUGGACGAGCAGCGAAGGCUGAGAGAAUACUUAUACAGAGACGAACCUUCGGUGAUAUCGGUAGAGACUACUCGUUCCUUACGCCCUACCAAGCUAUCAACGAUUCUCGACGCCGAAUCUCUUUCCCGAACCUACUUCGAAGCACUUACGAGAUGGGACGUUGUUCUCCAAGCGCUGCGCAGCGAUGAUCCCGAUGGCAUACAGACGAGCUGGGAUGUCGCCCAAAGGAAUACCUACAAGUGCCUCGCCGAGUGGUGGAAUAAUGAGGCGUAUGACGCGGAUAGCACAAUGGAUGUUCGCCGGUGGAUAGAGCAGGCAGCACGUCUUCGUCUUCCAACCUGCGUUGUACCGAGGAUUACUCGCUCUCAGUACAAUCUGGUCUUGCUGUCCUUGUGGGUUCAUCAGUUUGGGGAUGAGCGACGCCGAGAUAAUGAGGAUGGUCUACGCUUGACAGCUACAUGCGAGGCAGCAUCACACAGACUUGCAAAUAGGGCAAUUCGGUCUAUUUACCCAACAAAGUUCGCCAAACUCACUCGUUCAGUGAGUCAGUCAAGAGUGUUUGACACGAGGAACAUCAAAUUGCCACGGACGGCAGCAGCGCAUCCUUGUUCCUGGAUUAAUUGGAGACAAUUGAAGGAAGAGCAGCUGGAAUCUCCGUUCUUCUUAUGGGAUGUUGUAGAGUCGAGAACAGUCAGACGUCAGGAUCUCAUGAACCCACAGUAUACGGCGAUCAGCCAUACAUGGGGAAGAUGGCAAACGGGCACACACUUCCGGACCCCUGCUGUUCCUUGGCCGAUACCCGAAAACAGUUUGUUCGAUGUUCGGGCACUACCUGAUCUUCUCAAAGGUGCAAAGUUUCCGACUCGAUACGUCUGGAUGGAUCUUUUAUGCAUCCCUCAGGCAUUGGCACCGCUCGAACUAGAAGAAAGAGGAAGAACUGAAAUCGCAAACCAAGCUGCGAUAUUCAAGCUAUCAACAUUAUCGGGCGCCUGGCUCAACUUUGUCUCCUCUUGGACUGGCUUGGAGUCUGCCAUCAUCUGGCUCUCUCUUGUCUAUCUGGAGUGUGGAGGCUAUAGUGAUGAAGAGACCAGUCGGCAUAUCACUGAUGCUAUGGAAGGGGAGCAGUUUCCUACCGGCCUCGUGACCUUGAAAGAUGGCAUUUACUUCUUGGAAGGCUGGUUUACUUCUCUUUGGACUUUGCAGGAAAUAUGUCUUUGCCCCGACAUGAUACUAUACGACAAAGACUGGCGGCCUUUAGCCUUGGACAAUUUUCGCAUUCCUUUCGAUCACGUCCCGGCGUUGAGCCGCAUUUUACUCACUGCAUCGUUUGGAGAUGACCCUCACUGGCCGAACGCUGUUCGGGAGCUGUACUAUGUCUUGAUAGAGACUGGUAUCCAAGACUUACCUACCAUGACACCAACCACAGUUCUCCUAUACGGGAAUCAAAGAUACUGCCAGGGUCGUCGAGCGGAAGCGAUCAUGUCGGUUAUAGGAGCUAGAGAUUGGUUCAAUGAUGACGAUCCAGGGGGCGGUGAAAGCCUAAUGGCUGGUCGUUAUCCUUUUUCCUUCGUAAAUGAAGUAAGGCAGAAAUUGGGAGCCAUAUUCUUCGCGUGGGCGGAUACAGAUUAUGAGGAAGUUAGUGCGACGGGUACCAUGCUUCCUUUUUCCGAGAGCUCCUUCGCAAGCCGCAGAGCACUUGGUACUCUCCUUAACCCAACUGACCAUCCUUCAGUAGCGACCUGGAAACUGCAGACAAAUGGCCAAAUGCUGUUGUCGCAAGUUGGGAUUGUCGCGUCGACAACGCGAAGGCGUGUAGAGAAGCAAAUGUUCAUUUCCGCGCAGGUGCCCUUUGGUUCACCUUCAGCAGCAGGAGGUUAUGGGGAGCAGGAAAUACAUCACUACUUGAGAACAGCAUUGCCCACCAAGGAAAGACAUGCUAUUGCGCUAUUGCGAAUUGGAAACCAUCGGUUAUUCGGCUUGUUAUUAGAGUUCGAAAGCCCGGGAUGCUUUAGGAAGUUUGGCACCUUUGUGUGCAACAUCGACGACAGCGUUCACGAGGAAAUUCGAUCUGGAGAACCGUAUGAAUUCCCUGCGUCGGAGCAGGUUGACUGGGUUGUCGUUUGA
Trematosphaeria pertusa is the source of this 2304-nucleotide messenger RNA. RefSeq lists its product as uncharacterized. Bases 1 to 2304 code for a protein of 767 amino acids. The record is from RefSeq and is a predicted model, not a curated record. NCBI's taxonomy places the organism in Eukaryota, Fungi, Ascomycota, Dothideomycetes, Pleosporales, Trematosphaeriaceae. The transcript has a single exon.